UGAAGUUACUCACCAAGGUAACAUGGCUAUUUAGUGGCAAAAUCUAGACUAGUUAUAGAGUUUCAGAGUUGGCAGGGACCUCAGAAACCAUCUCGACCAACCCAUAACUGAAAAAAAAAAAAUCACCAUAACAUACUACUGGCCAUCAUCCAUCUUCUGCCUGACACCUUUCAAGGAAGGAAGCCUACCACCUCCCAAGAUUCUUGUUUCUACAACUUAAAGUCUCAAGAAAUUGCAUCGUAAAGAUUUUUUGUAGCAUUAAAGAAGAAAGAAUUGGAAUACUCAAACUUGGCUACUUCAUUGGGGGUUAUACUUUAAGAAAGCUGUGAGGGAAAAAAACCCUGCCUUUUUUUUUUUUUUAAACAGAACCUGGAGUAGAAAUUUUUUGAAGAUUUGAGAAAUUCAAUGAGUACUCUUAUCAUUGAAGCUUUUUAUGGAGGAUCCCAUAAACAGCUGGUGGAUCUCUUACAAGAAGAGAUAGAAGAUUGUGUGCUUUAUACGCUCCCUGCAAAGAAGUGGCAUUGGCGAGCACGGACAUCAGCCUUGUAUUUCUCCCAAAAUGUUCCAGUUAGUGAUGAUUACAGGAUCCUCUUUGCAAGCUCGGUGCUUAACCUGACUGAACUGACUGCCCUUCGGCCUGACCUUGGCAAAUUGAAAAAGGUUCUUUACUUUCAUGAGAACCAAUUGGUAUAUCCUGUCCAGAAAUGCCAGGAGAGGGAUUUCCAAUAUGGAUAUAACCAAAUUCUUUCAUGUUUAGUGGCUGAUGCCGUGGUUUUCAAUUCUGCCUUUAAUAUGGAGUCAUUUCUUACUUCUAUUGGAAAAUUUAUGAAGCUGAUUCCUGACCACAGACCCAAGAAUUUGGAAAGCAUCAUCAGACCCAAGUGCCAAGUUCUGUACUUUCCAAUCAGGUUUCCUGAUGUGAGCAGGUUCAUGCCAGAGCACAAAAUGACCCGUUUUAAGAAGAUAUUUGGCCUCAAAGGAAAUGAAGACAAUACUCCACUUAUGGAUCUUCCUUUCCAGCAGAAGAACAGAGUUACUGAGAGUUUAAUGAAAAACAGCCAUUUGAAUCUUGAGUCUGGACUUUGUGAAGUACGGUCUAGCCCUCAUACCACCCAACAAGAUAGCCAGUCUAAUCCAUUAACAAAACUGGAGGAUGUGAACAAGGCUCACCCAUCAAAUAAUUCAGACCCUGGUCAAAAAGAAGAUAAGCAACAUAUGGCUCUUAACCCCUAUAAUAUUUUGAGUGGAACUGAUGAACAACAAAGACCACUGCACAUCGUCUGGCCUCAUAGGUGGGAACAUGAUAAAGAUCCGGAGUUUUUUAGGUCACUACUGCGACUUCAGGAGGAAGGUUUAAGUUUCCACGUGUCUGUUCUUGGAGAAACCUUUAUGGAUGUCCCAGGUAUAUUUUCAGAGGCCAAAAAGGCACUGGGAUCUUCUGUCUUACACUGGGGCUAUCUACCCAGCAAAGACGACUAUUUCCAAGCACUGUGCAUGGCUGAUGUUGUCAUCUCAACAGCUAAACAUGAAUUCUUUGGCGUGGCAAUGUUAGAAGCUGUAUAUUGUGGUUGUUAUCCACUGUGUCCCAAAGAUUUGGUUUAUCCGGAAAUAUUUCCAGCUGAAUAUCUGUAUUCUACACCUGAACAGCUUUUUAAAAGACUUCAGAAUUUCUGCAAGAGACCAGAUAUUAUAAGGAAACAUCUUUAUAAGGGCGAAAUGGCUCGGUUUUCUUGGGCAGCACUCCGUGGUAAAUUCAGGUCUCUGCUUACAACAGAACCUAGAGAAGAUUUGUGACAGAUGGGGCUAAGUCACAAACUUGCAGCCUAAGGCAGAAUCUGUAGAACUUUCCAGAGUGUGCCCAUAUUUACCUGAUCAGAGAGAAAAGAAAAUCUGCAGAGGAAGCCGAGCCUGGCUGCUUGUCAUAGCUGACACAGAGCCAUCUGCCACAAACCUGUGGCGGCUUCAGAUCUCCAAUCCCUGCCACCACCCCAACUCAAAUUAAAUACAGAUUCCUAGAGACGUUAUGAUGGUUACACAUGUCCUCGGCAUCACAUGCAGGAGACUGUUCAAAAAAAAAUAUGUGGCCUGUUGUAUAACCGCACUCAUGUAUCCCAUAUGUGGUGCCACAUUGAAUUUCCGGUUGAAUCUGUUUUUAUCCUUUGUACUGGAUGACAUGGUGCCUGAAUUCUUUCUUUUUGCCGACAUGAUGGCAGCCAAACUGCAGCUUCAAAAGCUUGCACUUGGCUGGGUUUCUACCUAGGUUGCCAGGUUAUCAUUGGAGCCUUAUUGUGUCCUCAAAGGGCCACAGGGCCUGAAAGAAGGAUCAGAGUGCUACUGGACUAAUUGGGCAACCAUCUAUGACUUGUUUGUGGGCAAAGGGCUGCUUUAGCACUUUUCUUUUAGCAAAUUAAUGACUCUCUGGCACAGGGGUUUUUAAGUGAAGGUAUUAAUAAGGGGUCUGGCAGGUAUUCCCAUGAUUCACAGAGUUACAUUUGCAUUUAAUUAAUCUUAAAGAAAGCUGCAAGAUAAACAGCUGUAAUUCAAACUAGCAUGGGAAAUAUGCUAUGUGGUGCCAUCUAUCCAAUAAAAUGAAAGCUGAGCCACUUUUAUUUUUUUUUCCAUGGGCCAAGAACAGAUAACAGUUAAAUAUUUUCUAAUAAAACUCAUAAUUUUAAUGCAAAUGUUCAUAAAAAAUCUAUAUAUGCUGAUAAAGAUACAAUCUUUCCAAGAUAAAUCGCUCAUGAUUCCAACAGUCAAUCUGCUAUAUUUGUUGAUGUAAAGAUGUUUUGAAGAUUCAGAUUGUAGAAUAAAUUUUUAAUAAAGUGCCCACUGCAGUUUUUAAUUAGCAUAUCUCAUUCAUGUAUAAGAUUGUACAUCUAUCUGUAUGUUUAUCACUGCAUGCUUCUUUGUGUCAGAGUCAAUGAAUACAAUUGUUUCUUUAUCUGAUGAACAAGAGUCUGUCUUGCAAAUGUUUAUAAAAUAUUAUGACAAUCCCAAGAUUUUCUUUACAUUCUGGAAAGAAACAGCAGGUAAACAUUUGUAGUCAUUAAGGUAAAGUCUGUUGAUUAACCAUCUUCUGUUUAUUGACAGGUAAGUUGCAGUUUUUCUGGCUUUUGGAUUAGAUGUUCUUCUCCUUUAUCAUACUGAGGUGUAGGGAACAGGAAAAGAAAACUGCCAAACAAGGCCAGGACAAGGCAACUGGGGAUUCCUGGAGUUUCAGAAGCCAGGUAUUUAACUGAGGUUAGAGCAGGCAAUGGAUGCAGUUGAGUCCCACAGGUCUAAGAUAAUUAAGCAAGUAUAAGACAUCAUUUAAGUUUGGUAAUUCAAGCAAGGUUGCAGGGAAUAGGAAAGGACUUUUAAGUUAAAGGCAGGAAGGGUUCCAGAGAGUCCAAUGGGUCAAGGAGUUCAAAGCUAGAGAGUUCUAGGGAAUAGAAACCCUGAAGUAAGCUCAAGUCUACAGCAAAAAUCGUGCAUUCUCUCCCUCUUUUUAUAUCCCUCCCCUCAGAUGUAGAUAGCCCUGGCCCACAAUUAUGAGGUGUUAAAAUCACUGGACUGUGAUUAUGGGGAGCUGGAUUCUACUGUCACCAGUUAUAGAAUUUGAGUAAAUCACUUCCCUUAUCUAAGCCUCAAUUUCCUUAUCUGUAAUAUGUUGGACUAGAAGAUCUCUAAAGUUCCUUCAAGAUGCUAGCAUUACCUGGAGGCUUUUACUUCUUUUUUUUUUUUUAAAUUGGUGCUUAUUACCAAAUGAGUUCUUUCCUUUGAAUUUGAGUUGAUCUGCAUCUAUAAAGCCCAGUGUCUUUUGAUGUCCGCUGCUUCUUCCUCAACAAUUUUAAUUUAAACUCUGAUCUCACAAAUAAGAAGCUGUACUUGAUCUGUUGCACUACACCAGAAAGAAGUGAGCAGACUCAGAUGAUACUGUGUAAAAGACAGUUUGCCAUAGAUGUUUUUCUCUAGUUGAUAGGGAAAAAAUACAAUUCAAAUGGUUUAACAUAAAUAUUUAAAUGUUUUCCUACUAUCAGAGUAUAUAAUUUUGGAAUAACCUGUGUAUUUCUCUAUAUGUGUACCCAUAAAGCCUGAAUCAAACUUGGAAUUUAACUGUACCCGCAAUUCCCCUGGGGCAAAAACCUACAAUAAGAGCUAAACCUGUCACUUCCUCUUAAACUCAUGCUGUCAAAUCUAGGUAUUGAUGUACAUAAGCAGUAGAAUAUUGUGCAUUUAUUUGAGUCUGAAUGGUCUAUGAUACACACACGCACACACACACACACACACACAUUUGAGGCUGUCAGUGUCCAAACUUUGGAAGUAUCUCUUUGUAUUUUGAAUAUAUACAUAUAUGUGUAUGCAUAUAUAUAUUACAUAUACCUAUGUUUAUAUAUGUACUUAUGAUAAGGUGAAAUCAUAAAGUCAGUCUUAUUUAAUGUUGUAUGACUUCAAAAAGGGCUACUAUUAAAUGGAAUGACCCUAUGUUUUAUAGAAGUCAACAAAUGUCAGGCAACUGAUUAAUACUUGAGCCCACAACUUUAAUACCAUUCCUUUCUUUUUUUCUCAGUGAGACCAACACACCCCUGUUACUCCUUGCUUACCACGUGUACAUUGAAAACAGAGGUCCUGAAGUCAAAUAAUUUUAGAAUUGGAAGGACUUCAAAGAUCUAGUGCAAUACCCUUUCUUUGUGUUGCAGGAAACCUCUCUAUGAGAUCUCUGACAGGUGCUCAUCCCUGACAGUCCAUCGCUCUGAAGUCUUUAAGCAAAGGCUUCUCUGGUGUUUUGUAGAGGAAAUUCUUUCUCAGAUAAGGAUUGAAACAGCUGACUUUUGAGGUCCCUUUCAAUUCCAAAAUUGGGAGAUUCUGGGACUUCUCAACUUUAUUUUAGGGGGUUAAUUCUUUUAAGAGUAAACACUAACAUUUUAAGGUGUUUUUUUUUUUUAAUUUUAGUAUGUCUAUAAAAGUCUACCCAUUCUGAAAAACAAGCAAUAAUGUCACGCAUCGGGGUACAUACCUAUAAUCCCUACUACUGGGGGAGACACAGUGGGGCCAAAGCCAAUCAGGUGUCUACACUAAGGUGGCUGGGGAAGGGGAGUGGUUAGAGGGAACAGAUGAGCCCAGUUUGGAAGCAAGUCAAAGCCUCCAUGCCAGUCUGCAGUGGGCUCAGGCCUGUGAGCGUACACUGAGAGAGAGUGGGGAGAGAAGAGAGGAGAGGAGAAACAAGAAAGGAAAUGAAGAGAAGGGGAAAAGAAAGGGAGGGAGAUAGAGCAAUAGUGUAAUCAUGUAACAAGCAAUAAUGCCUUAGGAACCCGCCCUCAGCUUCUCUAAUAAGCAAUUUAUAUCUCUAGCUACAUAUUACUAAAGUAAUCAAAAUCAUGCUAGGUUCCUAAUUAUUAAUUUAUUCUACAUUGAUCAGGUAAACACUAGUCAAAAGAUGAAUGUAGUACCUGGCCCUAAAUAUUAUCCACUCUAAUCCAACAGGAAAAAUAACAUCUUCAAAAAAGGAAAAUCCCAAAUCUGGACUCAUGUCCUUCCGAUCUUGUAAAGGACAAUAUGAAUGUUCCACUUGCCAUCCUGGCAGAUAAUAAAGGUCAAAUCUAUAAGGCACUCAGAAAUUUAACCGUAAAGAAUUGCAGAGAUAAAUUACAACACCUUGAAUUGCAUCUGGACGCAGAUUUCAUUUUGUUGAAGGUGUUAUUUAUAUUUUGUAUUUUAAAAAGUAAAAUCUGUUUUUGAAAAAGCAUCUGUUACCCAGAAAUAUUUAAGAGCCACAAAAUAUAUUUUCAUUUAUAUUUCAAGAUAUCACUCAUGAGCGAUAUAUUUUCAAUAUGGUAGCCAGAACAUCCUUUAAUGUCAAUAUACUUUAGAAUCCUCUGCCAUUGAUUAUUGUCAAGAUACUCCCUAAUUGCUUUUUCAAGGCAAUGAAUGGACAACUAUGAAUUGUUGAAUAUUAGAAUCUUUGUGUGCUUAUAAUUCUAAAUGCAAAAAUCCUAUGGAUUCAGGCUUUAUAAAAUAAAAGUCAAAGGACUACCCUUCACUAAAA
Molecule: messenger RNA, 6025 nt
Organism: Dromiciops gliroides (monito del monte)
Lineage: Eukaryota; Metazoa; Chordata; Mammalia; Microbiotheria; Microbiotheriidae
Gene: QTMAN
Product: glycosyltransferase like domain containing 1
Source: RefSeq, a predicted model, not a curated record